AUGGAGGAGUUAACCUCCAGCCACAUCCUCAGCCUUCUUCUCUGCUCGUUCUUAGCCCUUUCUCCCAUAGCCUUUGCUGCUGAGGUCACUGACACGCUCGGCAAGGGCCAGAAUGUCAGUGAUGGCGAGACACUCGUCUCAGCCGGUGGGUCAUACACCCUGGGGUUCUUCUCCCCUGGGGUGGCUGCCAAGAGAUAUCUUGGUAUAUGGUUCACCAUGUCCGAGGACGUCGUCAGUUGGGUAGCCAACGCUGACCGUCCUCUCACUGACGCUUUUGGGGUGUUGGUGAUCAGUGGCACCGGAAGCCUUCUCCUGCUGGAUAGCUCCGGUCAAGUCGUGUGGUCUUCAAACACGACGGGCACCGGCUUCAUGACAGCGCAAUUGCUCAAUUCGGGCAACCUAGUCUUGAGCGACGGAAGCGGAGGUGCCGCCAUGUGGCAGUCGUUCGAUCACUUGUCGAACACGCAGCUUCCCGGCAUGAAGAUCGGCAGGAACCUGUGGACCGGUGCAGAGUGGCGGCUUACGUCGUGGCGUUCGCUGAACGACCCUUCCCCAGGUAACUUCCACUACACGACCAAUUUGGAAGGCGUGCCGCAAAACGUUCUCUUGGACGGUGAUAAAGUGAUAUACCGCACCGGACCAUGGAACGGCCAAUGGUUCAGCGGUGUCACGGAGAUGGCCACAUAUUCUGACAUGUUUGCCUACCAGUUGACAAACACCCCAAGCGAGGUAACCUACGGUUAUGUCGCCAAGCCUGGAGCACCCUUGUCACAUCUACUGCUCACCCACGACGGAGUAUUCCGGCGCCUAGUGUGGGAGCCGAGCAGCCGAGCAUGGAAGGUCUUCUUCCAAGGGCCGAGGGACAUCUGCGACGACUACGGGAAGUGCGGCGUAUUUGGUAUGUGCAAUGCCAAUGCGCCGUCGACGUCAUUCUGCAGCUGCAUCAAGGGGUUCAGCCCGACGUCUCCGGUGCAGUGGAAGAUGAGGGGCACCUCCAGUGGAUGCCGCCGAAACGUGAUGUUGGACUGUGGCAAUGGAACUUCCACCACAGAUGGUUUCGUGGUGAUGCACGGAUUGAAGCUUCCCGAUACGCGCAAUGCGUCGGCGGAUGCAAGCAUCACGUUGGAAGAAUGCAGCGCGAAGUGCCUGGCGAACUGUUCAUGCCUAGGCUAUGCAGCAUUAGAUAUCCGGGGAGGAGGCGUUGGAACUGGGUGCAUCAUCUGGAAAGAUGACCUCAUGGAUCUGCGGUAUGUAGAUGGAGGACAAACCCUCUAUCUAAGAUCUGCCAAGUCUGAAUUAGCUGAGGUGCGGUACCCAGCAUUUCCAACUGGGCUUAUUAUUGGUGCAUCAAUAGCCUCCCUUGUCAUGGUUCUCUUUGCUCUUUGGUUGUUCGCUGUUGUGAGGAGACGACGACGGGAAUCAAGAAUAUCAGUAGACAAUGCCCAGGGAGGUGCAAAUGGGGCUGGUGCUGAUACUCGCUCCAAUCCUGCUUUGACUGUCCAGUCCGUCCGUGCAGUUGGUCUUCCUACUAUAACAGAGGCUACAGGAAAUUUCUCUGAAGCAAAUAUCAUCGGUGAGGGCGAAUAUAGUGUCGUCUAUAAGGGGCAGCUACACGAUGAUACAAUAGUUGCUGUGAAGAGGCUGAAACACUAUCGUCUUACUAAUAAAGGCAGGGAACAUUUCUCAAGGGAAGUGGAAAUGAUGUCAAAGCUCAUGCAUGCCAAUCUUGCUAAGCUCCUCUGCUAUUGCCAGGAAGGAGAUGAGUGGAUAUUAGUCUACGAGUGGAUGGAGCGCCAGAGUUUGAAUCUCUACGUUUUUGGGGAAGAAAAUGGAUUCCGUUUCUCACUGAAUUGGGGGCAAAGACUGGGAAUAAUUCGUGGGAUCGCCGUAGGUGUUAAAUUUCUUCACGGAGAAGGAUUCAUCCACAGGGAUCUAAAACCUGGCAAUAUACUUGUCAGUGACACGUGGCAUCCCAAAAUAGCGGACUUUGCCACCGCGAAGCUGUUUAUCGACGAGGAGACAAAUCCGACAUUAGUACUGACGCCGGGAUAUGUCGCUCCGGAGUAUUCAUCGGAAGGGGCCCUGACGUACAAGUGUGAUGUAUAUAGUUUUGGAGUCCUGUUGUUGGAGAUAGUCAGUGGAAAAAGGAGAACAAGCAUUCAAACUUUCCUUCUUCAUGCCUGGGAAUUGUGGAAUCAACGCAAGAUCAGGGAGCUUCUUGAUCCACAAGUGGGUGAACCUAGAGGCGAGGUCUUGUCAGGGCUAGCCAGAUGCAUCCAGAUUGGCCUUCUCUGCGUGCAGCAUUUGCCUGAGCACAGGCCUUCAAUGCCUGAAGUUGUGGCAAUGCUAAGCGGCACCGGCUCACAGCUCCCUACGCCAUGCAAACCCACACCAAACAGCGGAGCAGUACCCGGCACACAACCCGGACCGAGGCAGACCUUCUUACAGUGGCUAUUCCACUCAUGUGGCCGUGACUUCGCGAGCCCACGCAUGGUAGCUACGGUGUAG
Messenger RNA from Triticum turgidum subsp. durum (durum wheat), 2508 nucleotides. The record is from the annotation of a GenBank genome assembly. NCBI's taxonomy places the organism in Eukaryota, Viridiplantae, Streptophyta, Magnoliopsida, Poales, Poaceae.